AUGUCAGUUUUCGAGUCACCAAAAGCCAGAAUAAACUCUGCUAUGCUGUCUCAAUAUAUCAGCAGGCCAAUUUGCUUCGUUGGACGUGUUGAAAAGGUAAUAUGUAUGUGUUAUUGGUGUACCGUUAGUUCAGCACUAGAAAUUGGAUGACAUUUUCUCUUGACGAAAGGUUCGUGAUGGUAACGUUACACCAAACUAGAAAUUCGCUACUUAGCUAGCAUUACUAAAUCGCGAUUCAUUGUUUAUUGUCGUCUAUGACAGGUCCAUCCAACAGGAAAAUCAUUCAGUCUUUCGGACGGAGAAGGGAAGUCUGCAUCAGUGGAACUCAACGAGCCCGUAAGUACAGUCACAGCGUUUCUACAGUUGCAAGACUUAGCUAGCUACAGUAGACUGGUUGAACAGUAGCUAUCUUCUAGGAAUUAGAAAUACAAAUAUCUGACAUUGACAACAUGACAUCACUCAACUGAAAGUGAACAUUGUACUUGAGUUUCAAAGGCAUAUGUCGAUUAGUAUUAUUACUAAUCAGGCAAAAUUAGUAUAUUGCCUGAUGUAACAUUGUUUAUUUUUUCCCAGCUUGAUGAGGAGCUUAGCGGGGUAGUGGAGGUGCUUGGUAUUGUUUCCAACAAAGGGACAAUAAUGGCCUCUGCAUACAACAUGCUCAGAGAAGACAAAGGCAUUCCUUUCGGUAAGUACAUAAUCUCUCCUGUGGAAAAGGGAAUGUGUUCUCAAAGGUAGACUGCUAAAUGACAUUAUACACAGCAGGGUGACUUCCUGCAACAAAGUCAACAAAAUAUGUUCUCUUCCCAAUGUGGGUGUAUCUCAAGGGAGAGCACAGAUUUGGGAGAAACAAUAGUGGUAGUCUUGGCAUAUUUGAAUUCUUGUUGAUGAUGGUGUCUCUAGGAUGUCGCCCCACGGUAUGUAAUGAUAUUGACAUCUUGCAGAGUCUACUUUUAAACAUGCCAAAGACUGUAUUCAACUGGUUUGACAUCUCUUCAUUAUCUUUACAUAAUGGUUGAACUAAUAUCAUUUCAUGUUCAUUUUUAUUUCCUUUCCAGACCUGGAGCUGUACAAUGAAGCCCUGAAAGUCAUCCAUGAUUUCCCCCAGCACUAUCCAUUUGAAAUAGCCACCAGUGGAUGA
Molecule: messenger RNA, 1138 nt
Organism: Coregonus sp. 'balchen'
Lineage: Eukaryota; Metazoa; Chordata; Actinopteri; Salmoniformes; Salmonidae
Source: the annotation of a GenBank genome assembly